Messenger RNA from Trachemys scripta elegans, 4223 nucleotides. RefSeq names its product AF4/FMR2 family member 3 (gene AFF3). The record is from RefSeq and is a predicted model, not a curated record. The transcript is spliced from 16 exons. Gene Ontology annotation, cellular component: nucleus; super elongation complex. NCBI's taxonomy places the organism in Eukaryota, Metazoa, Chordata, Testudines, Emydidae. Bases 7 to 2610 code for a protein of 867 amino acids. Gene Ontology annotation, biological process: regulation of gene expression.
CAGGAGAUGACCCAUUCUUGGCCUCCCCCACUCUCAGCUAUUCACACACCUGGAAAAGUGGAACAGAGCAAGUUUCCAUUUGCAAACAAGGAGUCGCAGCAGGUGUCUACAGGACACAGCAAUCCAAGGAAAGGUGAUGCUGAGCCAAAGAAUCCAGAAAACAGUGCAUCACAUACAUCAAUGCUAGAAGAUGACCUCAAGUUAAGUAGUGAUGAAGAAGAGAAUAAUCAGCAGGCAGCACAGAGAUCUGCUCUCCGCGUUCUGUCUGACAGCAUUGUCGUGCCGCAGCCCAGUAGCAGAACCUCGGGGCUCUCCAGCAAGAGGUCAAGCAGCAGCAGCUCCAGUGAAUCCGAGAGCAGUUCCGAAUCUGACUCAGAGAGUGAAAGCAGUUCCUGUGAGAGUGACGGCAGCAAGCCCUCUCAUUACUCCAGCCCAGAGCCUGAGCAGCCAUCAUCAAACAAGUGGCAGUUGGAUAAAUGGCUAAAUAAAGUUAAUCCUCACAAAACAUCUAUUCUUAACCAAAAUGAUAAGCAUGGACUGGAGAGCAAUCAGUAUUACAGCAGAAUAAAGGAUGAAGGACAGGAGUGUGAGAAAAUACCAGCUAUUUGCCAAACUGACCUUAGAGACAAGGAAAUUAAGAACCCCAGCAAAGAGGAGUUGAGGCCUAGAACUGCUAAUAAAGCUCCAGGAAAUAAAGGAGGGAAGCAGAAAUCACCUCCUACGGCUGCUGCUGUUUCUGGAGACAGCAGCCCUCAGAGAAGGACGACUUGUAAGAAACAGCCAAGAAGAACAGAGAGGACCUCUGGUGGGGAUGCGUUGAACUGCCAUACAUCUGAGGAUCUCGCUUUGAGCCAAGUAGUUUUGGAAAAUAACAUCUGUGAACAACCUAAAGCCAGGCCCUGCAACAACAGAACUGGGCACAGAAAAGAGCCCCGCUCUGUUGCUGCGUGUGAAAAGAGACGUACCAGAGGGCCAAGCAAAACUGCCCCCAAAUCCAAGGAAUUUAUCGAGACGGAGUCUUCGUCUUCAUCAUCUUCCUCAGAUUCAGAUUCAGAAUCCGAACAAGAGGAAUAUCCUCUGCCCAAACCUCAAACUGUGGCCUCUGCUUCAGGUGGGAGUGAUCAGAGGUUGAAGGACUCCGUGAGCAGUAACACCAACAAAACUAACAGCAGCUGCAGUGCCUUUGGCUCCAUUAAUGCCAGGACUAGUAAUGAUAUAGCAAAGGAGCUGGAGGAACAGUUUUAUACUCUAGUUCCUUUUGGCAGGAAUGAGCUCCUGUCUCCUCUGAAAGACAGUGAUGAGGUAAAAUCACUGUGGGUCAAAAUUGAUUUGACUCUUUUGUCCAGAGUUCCAGAACGUUUACCUGAGGAGUCAUUGGCAAUGAGCACUGGAGGAAAAGAAGAAGCCAGCCUUCAGCAGAAUAAUUGUACUUACCCACCAGCAGAAAAGGUUGUGCCAAAAUCUAGAAGGAAACGCAAGUGUGAAAAUGAAGAAGAGGACAGGGAGAUCAAGAAGACUCAUUUAGAGCGAGAGUGUUCUUCACGAUUAAUUGCCUCUGCCCCAGGUAUUUCAACAGCAAAUCAUUGCAACAGGAACGAACAUAGCUUGGCGAUGCCAAUAAAUAAAAAUGAGAAAAUGCUUCGGUCACCCAUCUCACCCCUCUCUGAUGCAUCAAAACACAAAUACUCCACUGAUGAUUUAACUUCUUCCAGUAGACCUAAUGGCAGCAGUCUAUUACCUUCCUUGUCCUCCAGCAAAAAACAUAAGAGUGAAAUCCAGCCACAGCCACAUCCCGCAGACUGCAAUAAAGCAGUUCACAUCAAUUCAGAAAGUGUUCUCUGCAACAAGCCACACUCCCAAACAGAGCCUUGGCCAUCUUUAUCCAGGGCACACAAAGACUGCAGAAGAACAAAGCUCAUCUUUGAUAAUAUACCACGCAAUGCAGAUCACUUUAUGCAAGAAGCUAAACGGAAGAAGCAUAAAGCAGACGCGAUGGUGAGAACAUUUUCUUUCCAGUUAUGUUGUUCCGUAUUAUUUUUGUAUGCUGUGAGACUAAAAACCCACGCAGGCCCUAAUGCCACUCCAGAGGACAAACAGCUAGCAGCAUUAUGUUAUCGCUGUUUGGCACUUCUAUACUGGAGAAUGUUCCGACUCAAAAGAGAUCAUGCUGUAAAGUAUUCAAAAGCACUUAUUGAUUAUUUCAAGAAUUCAUCGAAAGCUGCCCAGGCUCCAUCUCCAUGGGGUGCCAGUGGAAAGAGCACAGGAACUCCAUCCCCCAUGUCUCCUAGCCCUUCUCCUGUCAGCUCAGUAGGAUCCCAGGGGAGCACUGGUGCCCCUUCCCCCUCUUCCACUAUCAGCAUUCCACAGCGUAUUCAUCAGAUGGCAGCCAAUCACGUCAGUAUUACCAACAGCAUCCUGCACAGCUAUGACUACUGGGAGAUGGCUGACAAUCUAGCCAAGGAAAAUAGAGAGUUUUUUAAUGAGUUGGAUGCACUGAUGGGACCUGUCACCCUACACAGCAGUAUGGAACAUUUAGUUCAGUACACUCAACAAGGACUUCACUGGGUACGGAGUAGUGCUCACGCAAAAGACUGUGUGCCAUUCAAAUGAACUGCAUAAUCUCCCAUGGACAAUUCAGUUAUUCUGGACACUGUGCUACAGAAAUAAUCAACCAUAGCAUCCAAAUAAAGGUGAAUAUUUCUUCAAUGUUGAACAACAUUUUUCAGAGUGUAGACAUAUAUGUAUGUAUGGAUAAUAUGCAGCUAUGUCUCUCCAGAAUGCAUUGUUCCAUAGCAAUCUCCAAACAUUGUCAUACUCUAGACAAAAUUGACCACAGAUGUCUUAAUACACACACACAUUUCCUAUGCCUGUGCUUAGAAAAACUCAGAAACCAAAAUCUCAUGAGUUAAUUGAACCAAGUGCAAUAAACGCAAUGGCUCCUAGUCAGGAAUGCACUUAAGUGUGUGUUUAACUUUAAGCAUGUGCUUAAAUGUAAUUGACUUCAGUAGAACUUAAACAUGCACUUAGGUGCUUUCCUGAAUUAGGGACAAUGAGAGUCUGACUGGCAGUUUGGCUGCUCCAUAGAACUUUCAGUGUUAGCGCACCAUCUCCCUCUUAUUUCCUGAUUGGGAUGUAUGGAUGAAUUGUGUAGACUGAAAAAAUAUGGAGUGAGAAAGCAUUAACUUUUGUGCAAUAAGUUUCAACAGCUUGCAUUCGUUUCUUUAUUUCUCUGCUUUUGAAAUUACCUUAUCUCCUGUUCAGCCUCCUUAUCAACUAUAAUGGACAUUAUCAAGGAAACAGCCUGAAAAAUGGGUGUAUUGAUAACAAGAAACUAGAAGAGAUUCUGGAAAAUUGUGUACUGUCAUUACAGGCAAGAAGUUAACACAAAAAUAUUGCAAACUGCAACCCAGUUAGCAAAGAAAGUCCAUUUAUUACAUGUUCAUAUACAUGCACACACAUUUGUUUGCUUUGUGCAGUGAGGCUUCACCUUACUGGCUCUGGUUUUGAUAUCUUUUCUAUCUUAAAGUAGCUUGCUUGCAGUUUCUUCUAGGCUGUAUCAUGCCAUUACAUGAAAUUCUCUUUAUCUUGGAAAGCUGGGUUUGCUGCUCACCAGACUAAGCACUGUUUCCUAUCAUAAUCCUCUCACUCGUCAUGCAUAAUCCUCCACUAGGCUUUAAUGUUUCUUGAUUUAUGGGGUGUUUUCAGCUCCUGUUGACAGGCUGUGUUUUUUAUGCCAAGGGAAUUAAUCCUAAAGUAAUUGCAAUUUAAUUUGGAUCAGCUGAGGUCAUAGCCAGUUCAUAACUAAUGUGUUGUGUGCAUUUAGUGGAUUUUUGUUCUUGGUUAAUUUCAUUUUCACUCUUCUGGAAACAUUUGAUUGUUUUCAUCUGAAAUGUAAUUUUAUUGGUUAUUUUGCACCCAGCCCUCUAGCCCUUACUCAUGCAAGUAGCUACAUUAACUUCAGUUGCAUCAAGUAAGAGUCAAUGAAUGACCAUCUUCAUUGCUACCUUCUAGUCAGCUUUAUCUUAAUAUUAGUGUGAUGAUGGUGCAAAAAUAUCUGCCAGUAAAAGUUACAUAUCAACAAAGAAAAAUAGCCACUUAUGUAGUUGCCUUAUAUAUGGCAUUUCAAUGUCUGAUGAGUUGCAUUAGAAACCACACAUCAAAUAAUUUAGCCAGAGGCGGAUUAAGGUUUCCUGGGGCCCUGGGCCAGAACAAGUGGUGAGGCC